AAGCAAUAAAUUGAAUUUCAUUCACAUCUAACACUUUCAGUUACCGUCUGAUCAUCGAGACAUUAGGUACGAUGCGCAACGCGAAAUUGGACAUAAAUUGGUGAUCUUUGGUGAUCGCAUGAAGAUCACGCGAAGUGUUAAGUGAGAGAGACUUGUGUGCAAUUUACAAAAAGAUAAGACUUUUCCCGAAGCUUUUCUGCUGAGCUUCUCUCAACGAAAAACCCGAAGAUUCUCCCAGUUAUAAAUUGCGAGUGUUUCAGUGAAGAUGCAUUUUGUGAAGCUUCUCCUGAUCUUUUGCACUGUUGCUGUUACCCAGUGCCAAGAUGGCCUCAACGGGGAUCCACCGCCACGUCCUGGACAAGCUAGUCUCGUCAUCGUGUUCGACACAACAUCCUCCAUGGGGGAUGAUCUUGAGGAAUUACGUGCUGGGGCUGCAUUUAUAAUUCGCAAAAUGAUGAAUAAAGUCAACAAUCCCAUUUAUAAUUAUAUUUUUGUACCAUUCAAUGAUCCAUACGUUGGUCCAGAAUUGGAAACAACAAAUCCUCAGGAACUCCUGACUGAGCUCGAUCGCGUUACGGUUUACGGAGGAGGAGAUUGUCCUGAAAUGUGCAUCACUGGAAUUAAAUUUGCCCUGGAAAAGUGCCUGCCUAAUUCAUUUGUCUACGUCUUUACGGAUGCUGAUGCAAAGGAUGCUUACCUCAUGCCUGAUGCUAUGUCCUUGCUUCAGGAGAAAAGGACAUCGAUUACGUUUAUUGUUGCUGAUGAUGCAUGCGAACCAAUCCCACCUACGUUCAACACCUACUACACUCUUGCAGACGCUAGCAAUGGUCAGGUGUACCGAAUAAAAUCCCGAGAUACAAACACCAUUUUGGAAAGCGUAGGAGAUACUCUGGAUGAGGGUCUUCAAAUUCUCAAGCUUAUAAAUUCCGAUAAACCCGGAAGUCACGAUAUACCCUUGGAUGUGGAUAAGAACUUGAAGGAUUUCAGUGUUAGUGUUUCAGGAUCAGAUCCCAAUAUCACCGUUAAUAGUCCUGAUAAUCAACCCUCGAAAAAGGCAAAGGAGCUCGUAAAUCUUCCCAAUGUUAUGACGGUCAAAAUUAUGGAUCCUGAACCAGGAGUAUGGACAAUUGGUGCAUCAUCAAGUUCUCCGCAUUCAGUUAAAAUUGCUGGAAUAAGUGAUAUCACCUUCCGCUUUGGAUUCACCCUGCAUACACCUCUAACUAUUGAUGAAGCCCUGCCCAGACCUAUUCGAGGGAAUGACAAUAUCUUCUGUAUUCUCCCCUCAGACCCAUUUGCCAUACGAACACUGAGUACAGUUCGCUUCUUCAGGGAAGGACCGGUGAAUCCUUUUGAAUUCAUCCUCCCGCUGGCGCCGAUUAAGAAUACUUACUUGUUCAGCUGCAGAGCUUUUAAACCCCCAACGGGUGUCUUCAAGAUUGAGGUAAAAGGAGAAGAUAACAAAGGCAAUAGAUUCUCAAGGAUUCUCCCAACAGGAUUGGAUACAACUGAUGUCGCAAAACCUCAGUACUUAGGGAAGAGUUUGGAGCAGAAUAUAGACCUAGCGCCCGAUACUAGCGUUGAGCUAGAUUGCAAAAUGGUGGGAAAUCCUCAACCAGCCAUUCGAUGGUUCAAAGAUGGCGCAGAGAUUCCAGGAGUCACAGAUGAGGUCUUGAGAAUUGAGUAUGAGAGUGACAAACUCAUAACGUACACCUGCGAAAGAUCCAAUAGUGAAGGAAGCCAAAAUGUUGUAUUCAAAGUUAACAAUAAGGAACCUCCGGAGGUUAUUGACUGGCUAAUGAGGGUUGCAAAUGAUUCAACUGUUCAUGUCCUAGCAGGUGAUCCUGUAUCCCUCAACUGUCCUGCUAAAGGAGUACCAGAUCCAACGCAAAUGUGGCAAAAAGACGGCGCAGACAUUCCAUUGGAAGGAAGUCAAAUUGAAUUGCAAGAAGAUGGUAAAUUCCUCACAAUCCCUUCUGCUAAUGAAUCCGAUGCAGGAGUUUAUGAGUGCGUCGUUGAGAAUCCUUCAGGGAAACUCACACUUCGGUACAAAGUUGAAAUUGAUGAACCUGUUAAGUUUUCCAAUGAAAGUGAAGCUGAGAAUUUUGAUCCUGAACUUGAGAGCUAUAUUGAGAAGAUCGCAGCAAAUCCCGGAGAAACGGUGACUCUACAGUGUCCAAUGGUUGGUAAACCUCAACCUAAUAUAACGUGGUACCGUGAAGAUCCGAUGGAGUUUGAAAGGGUUCCCAUUGAAGGUGCAACAGAAAAUCAACUUACUAUUGAGGUGACUGAAGAUUCCGUUGGGUAUGUUUGUGUUGGCAGCAAUCCUCAUGGAAACUUAGAGAAGCAAUUCCAAAUAACUCCUCCAACCCUUCCGAAACUUAACGAUCCAACUGAGAAAAAGAUUCGGGUUAAGCCUGAUGAAGACUUCUCCUUAGAUUGCUCAAUUGAAGCUCCUAAUGCUGAAACAACUGUAAAAUGGUUAAAGAACGAACAGCCACUAACACCUGAUGGAUCCAAGGUGAUUGUAUCAGAAGAUGGCUACACGCUAAAUGUUACAAAAGCCGAUAUUAAUUCUGAUCCGGGAGAGUACAGGUGUGUCGUUGAAAAUCCCUCUGGGAACAUUUCCAAGAGUUUCUCAGUUGAAAAGGUAGUUCCAUCGAAAUGGUCAACAUGGACUGAGUGGACAACCUGCAAUUGCCGUGCUCGUGUGCAGUUCCGCAAUAGGUUCUGUCAGUACAACAACGGCUCACUCGUAGCACCUAGCGAUAGGAGUCAGUGCCCCGGAGAGGCAGUUCAAAUGCGCCCCUGUGAUAAUGAUUGCGACAGCGAAUGGACUCCCUUCGGAGAAUGGUCUCCGUGCUCUGUAACCUGUGGUGAUGGCGUAAGGAUUCGAACAAGACGUUGUCGGGAUCCUACUGUAAAGCCCUGCACAGGGGAGGAGACGGAACGUGAACCGUGCAACAUAAUGCCAUGUCCUGAAAAUCAACUAGCCUGUGAGACAGGAAUGAUGAUGAACAAUGCAACGGGGGAAUGCGAGGAUAUUGAUGAAUGUUCCGGGAUGUACUUCAAUGAUUGCACAAUAAGGCAGAUCUGCGUUAAUACGAUAGGAUCGUAUGAAUGCCUCUGUCCAGCUGGCUUUGCAACGCAUCGCUUCAAAAAGAAGUGCCUCGAUAUCAACGAAUGCACACGCGGAACUCACAAAUGUUCCCAUGAAUGUGUCAAUACGCGGGGUUCCUACGAGUGCAAAUGCCCCAAAGGAAUGACUCUGGACAGCGACAAGAGAACCUGUCGUGAAUCAUAAAUUUAUGCUCUAUUUGUAAAAUUAAUUAUGUAAUUUUGUGUCACAAUCUGUGAUUUGAAAUAAAUGAUAAAUACUAAAAA
This is a messenger RNA of Lutzomyia longipalpis, 3381 nucleotides long. RefSeq names its product hemicentin-1-like. The record is from RefSeq and is a predicted model, not a curated record. NCBI's taxonomy places the organism in Eukaryota, Metazoa, Arthropoda, Insecta, Diptera, Psychodidae. The transcript has 4 exons. Bases 266 to 3301 code for a protein of 1011 amino acids. Gene Ontology annotation, molecular function: calcium ion binding.